GAGCGGUCCGAGGUUUUUGAAGAUUUUUCCGGCUACGUGCUCUGUUUUUGGUGAGAACCAUAUUUAAUAGUUACUGAAGAGAUGGGUGUGGACGACUGUGGUGUGUGUGGCAAGGAAGUGACCGACAGUGGUGUAUGUUGCGAGAGGUGUGAGGUGUGGUCUCACCAGCCAUGUGUAAACAUGAAGACCUCGCGGCUUCUGGAACACACCCUGAUCGUGUUCCUUUGCACGGUGUGCCUGGACACCAGCAGGAAAGAAUGGCGGAGUGAAAAGCACGACAAGACGGUUCAGACGGAACCCAGCGUGGAGGAAAAGGCUGUUCAGACAACGGUCGUGCAAGCCGCCCCAGCGAGUGAGCCUGCCCCCAAGAUCGGCGUGGCGGACAGGGCAGUCCAGGCUGCCCUGUCUCCCAGGGCCGGACUUGAGCGGCGGGACCUAGAGGACAGGAGUAUCCAGACCGAAGAAGCCCGGAGGAAGAAGACAGUGAAGAUGGAAGUGAAGAAGACUCCAAUCCGCAUUAUAGGCGACAGCAUGGUUAAGAAUGUCCACGUGCAUGUGAAGUGCAAGUUGGAAGGAAGUGGCAUCACCAGCAUGAGUGGUGCACAGAUACCGAACAUCAGAAAGAAAGUACAGGAAGAAGCUGCUGGAAUGAAGGAUGGCCUCCUGAUCAUACAGGGCGGUGGGAAUGGCCUGCAGUAUGUGGGUCAGGAGGACACCAUCAAGGAAGUCAUAGACUCUGUGAAGGCAGCAGAAGGACGAGGCAUGAAAGUGGCAGUAGUGGGCAUCAUGAGAAGACCGAAGGCAGGACCCGACUAUGAGAAGAUGCGACGGACGACUAACAGGAAGAUCCAGGAAGAGGUGAUGAAGCUGAAGAUGGAGUGGUUGCAGGAGAAGAAAGGCGACGUCAGCUUCAUCGACCUGGACAAGGCACUGGAGAAGGACGCGGUGUUUGCUGUGGACGGUGUCCACCUCAACGAAGAGGGGACGAGACGGAUGGGACAGCGGCUGUGUGAGUGGGUGAAAAUGAAGUCCCUCCGUCCGGUAGAGGCUGUUUGAAUGGGCCCGAGUGCCCUAGUGCGGAGAAGUGAAGACACCAACCAGGCGAGUGAAUGCAUGAAAAUUGGAUGUUUGAAUGUGAGAGGCUGGGGGGUGGGGAAGUAUGAGGACGUGUGCAAGGAGCUGGAUGAAUGGAAGUAUGAUGUGGUAGGUCUGACUGAAACACACCUUAGAGGUAGGGUACAGUCUGAGGAGAGUGAGUAUGUGAUGUUAGGAAAGGGCCGCGAGAAACAGACGAUGAUGGGAGGAGGCGUAGCCUUUCUCCACCGAAAGCACUUGAAGAUGGAAGAGUUGGAUGUAGGAAACAGUGCUGGCAGUGAGGAUGUUUUGGCUGUGAGAGUGGAAUGCAAGGAUAGGAAGGGCAGACCAGAGAGAGUAGUAAUGGUUGUUGUGUACAUGACUGUGGAGGGUGAAAGGGCAGUUAGGGAGAACAGGGUGAAGUACAACACCAUUAGAAAAAUUGUAAGGGAGCAUGCAGGAGAGAGAGUGAUUAUUUUAGGUGACAUGAACGCACACACGGGUAUGCUAGGUGAACGCAUGAACAGGAAUGGGGAAAUGUUAGCCGAGUUUGCAAGUGAUAUGGAUCUGGAGAACCUGAAUGAAACUAUGGCAGAGGGACGGGUGACCUGGAGUGCGAGAGACCAGGAGUCAGCGAUUGACUAUAUGUUGGUAAAUGGAAGAAUGCG
Molecule: messenger RNA, 1742 nt
Organism: Eriocheir sinensis (Chinese mitten crab)
Lineage: Eukaryota; Metazoa; Arthropoda; Malacostraca; Decapoda; Varunidae
Exons: 2
Coding region: 82-1056 (324 amino acids)
Molecular function (GO): hydrolase activity, acting on ester bonds
Source: RefSeq, a predicted model, not a curated record